Molecule: messenger RNA, 2703 nt
Organism: Brassica oleracea var. oleracea
Lineage: Eukaryota; Viridiplantae; Streptophyta; Magnoliopsida; Brassicales; Brassicaceae
Exons: 5
Coding region: 1-2703 (900 amino acids)
Source: RefSeq, a predicted model, not a curated record
AUGGGAACUUGGGUGGAAACAGAAGAGGGGAUAGAACAGGUCGCGGUCGAAUAUUUCAAAAACCUGUUUGACACAUCGAACCCUAUGGAUCAGGGAGAAAGCAUCCGGUGUAUUAUCGAGAUAGUAACUACUGAGAUGAAUGAGGCACUUCUAGCACCUACUACUGAGGUAGAAAUUAAAGAUGCAGUCUUCUCGAUAAAUCCGGAAAAAGCACCAGGACCUGAUGGGGUGACGAGCCUGUUUUACCAGCGGUUUUGGAACCUAGUUGGGCACGAUGUUACGAAGAUGGUCAAGGACUUCUUUGAAACCAGAGAGAUGGACGAGAGAAUAAACCAGACAAACAUCCGUCUGAUCCCGAAGACUGAUAGACCGACCACUAUGGCUGAGUUUCGUCCGAUUAGCUUAUGUAAUGUAAGCUACAAGAUCAUCUCGAAGAUCCUGUCAAGCCGUCUUAAGAAGAUACUUCCACAGUUGAUUUCUGAGACGCAAUCGGCCUUUGUGGCUCGAAGGUUGAUAACUGAUAACAUCCUACUGGCGCAGGAGAUGUUCCAUGCUCUUAGGACGAUGUUCCAUGCUCUUAGGACGAAUCAAAGCUGUAACUCUAAAUUUAUGGCGAUAAAGACAGACAUGAGCAAAGCAUAUGACAGAGUAGAGUGGAGCUUUCUCAAAGCUUUGAUGGAUAAGAUGGGCUUCGACUCGAGGUGGACUAACUUAAUCAUGAGCUGUGUCACUUCGGUCUCCUAUAGAGUGUUGAUAAAUGGAGAUGUGAAAGGUUGUAUUAUUCCUUCCCGGGGACUCCGGCAGGGCGACCCUCUGUCGCCAUUUUUAUUUAUUCUUUGCACUGAGGUCUUGAUAUCACAAACCCAAGAAGCAGAAAGUGCAAAGAAGAUCUCUGGACUAAAGAUUGCUAGGGCAUGUCCGGAAGUUUCUCAUCUAUUGUUUGCAGAUGACAGCCUCUUCUUUUGUAAAGCGGAGCAAAGUCAAUGUCAAGAGUUGAUGAGAAUUAUCGAUGUCUAUGGGAAAGCCUCAGGACAGCAACUGAAUAAAGCGAAAUCUUCAGUUAUGUCCCUUGGUAUCAAUAGAGAAGGUGGUAUGGGUAUGUAUCUCGGUAUGCCUGAGAAGAUUUGUGGAUCGAAGAGGCAAGUCUUCGCUUAUGUUCAGGACAGACUCAACUCGAAAGUGAACUCGUGGGAAGCAAAACUCCUUUCUAAAGGGGGAAAAGAAGUGCAAAUAAAAUCAGUGGCCCAAGCGGAGGAGGGAUGCCUAGGAUUUCGAGAUUCUAGAGAUUUUAAUCUUGCUUUGCUUGCUAAACAAGUUUGGAGGUUGCUGGUCUUCCAGGACUCGCUGCUCGCAAGAGUGUUGAAAGGACGCUAUUACAGGAACUCAAACCCUCCAUCCCUCGGCUGGACCAGUCUGUGGACUGCCCGCUCUGUUCUUAGUGAAGGCCUUUUGCGUACUAUCGGAACAGGUGCGGAUACAAAAGUUUGGGACGACUGCUGGAUCCCGGUGGAGCCAGCUAGACCAGCGAUCCCAAAAGGGGAAGAGGUCGAUAGGGAUUUGUGUGUUCACCAUCUAAUAGUUCAUGAGAGUAAAUGCUGGAACGAACCCCUACUUCGAGAUUUACUUGCAGAGGAGGAGGUUCAGCGAAUCCUUGCUAUUCAACCAAGUAGAAUGGGAAGAAGAGAUGGAUACACCUGGAAACAUACAAGAUCAGGCUCUUAUACAGUGCGGUCAGGAUAUGAAGUGGCCAAUAACAAAAGGAACUCGCAGCAGAAACAGUUUGUAGAGGAGCCCAGCGUUAAGAAACUUAAGAAGGAGGUCUGGAAGAUCAAAACUUCAAGGAAAAUUAAACACUUUGUAUGGCAAGUUCUAUCGGGGUUCGUUACUACUGCAAGUAGACUUUGCGACCGUCAUUGCGCGACUGAUCGAACUUGUCAACGAUGUGGUGCAGAGGAAGAGACCAUUAAUCAUCUACUAUUCGAGUGUCCGCCUGCCCUGCAGUGCUGGGCACUAUCAGACAUUCCAACUUCUCCGGGCGUAUUCUCGUGUAAAGCUCUUUUCACAAAUAUCGAUCACCUGCUAUGGCGGGCAGCGGAACAAGGAACGCCUAAGGAGAACCUUGAGAAAUUCCCUUGGAUACUUUGGUACAUAUGGAAGGCAAGGAACAACAAACUGUUCAAUGAGUCUAUGAACUGGAAAGUGGCUCAGAUAGUUCCAUCGGUGGAGGAGGAGGCCAUAACUGAAGAGAUGAACGUAUCGGAGCUUGAUAUGAUACAGCGGCCGAGAAGUCGUUUCCGAUGCCAAGUAGAUGCAUCAUGGACACACGAGGACAGAAGGACGGGCUUGGGAUUUGUACUACUAGAUGAUGAUCAGAAAUGCCUUUUGGGACUUCAGAACGACUGCAUCACACCGUCCCCGCUACACGCUGAGGCUAAGGGACUAUUAUGGGCGAUGAAACGGUGUAUGAGCGGGGAAGCAGAUCUAUCCAAGUUAGAGGAAUGGCCAGCCAUGGUGAAUGAAGUAGAAGACAUUUUGAUACAAGCGAGUAUGUUUGAUAAUUUUUCUAUCUCUUAUAUACCGCGUGGUAUGAACCAUAGAGCCGACUGUCUUGCAAAAGCAGCUCGGUCUCGUGUUGAUCCAUUUGUUUCUGUUUCCGUUGAGACUCCGGCUUGGCUAGCUCAUGUCGCUGGCCUUAUGGAGUGA